AAUCCGCGGAAAAGGCUCGACACACGUCAGGAGUCAAUCCCGAUCGAAUCACGGAUGAGGCUGAGUCAAGAGUGGGGCAGGAUUUCUGAAGUGGUGUGUCCCCCGCACAUCAGCAGCUAUCGUCAUCAAGUGGGUCACAAGCAGAAGAGUCAUUGAAACUGCACGCUGGCUACAUCACGGGCCGCGUACGCUAUUCAAGUCUAGUCAACGUCUUGGAUGCGCGUUCGACGACCGCCACGAUGAUCGGCCAUCAGCUGUCUCGGGAUGAUCAGAGCCAUCUGGCCUCGCUCGAUGCGGAAAUUCGAGCCGUCUCAGAGCAUCUACAGAGGCUCAAAGCGGAUCGAGAAGAUUUCAUCAAGUCCUGCACAUCAGCCUCCACGAGUGCUGCAGGCUUGUCAAACUUUGGAGAUGGAGCGCAUCUCAGCGUCACAGAUUACUCCAAUCACGGAGACUUUGUCUGGUCUGGGGAACUUUUACCCAGAGCUACCAGAACGUGGCCCUCCGUCAAGUCCUUUCGAUUCGACCAACAGGCUAUAUGCAAUGCCGCUCUCGACGGACGUGACACCGUCGUCGUCAUGCCAACAGGCGGCGGCAAAAGUCUUUGCUAUCAGUUACCCGCCAUUCUCGACCGCGGCAUGACACUUGUCAUCUCCCCUCUCAUAUCGCUCUCGUAUGAUCAAUGUCUGCAUCUUCGCGAAGCGGGUGUCUCAUGCGAGAUGAUGUCAAGCGCAGUCUCUCGUGAGGAAGCCUCCGAGAUCCUGCGUAGAACCAAAGGCGCUCCAAAGGUCGGCGACAGGCAGGAAGAUAUCAAAGUGCUCUUCGUCACGCCGGAACGCGUGGCAAAGAGCAAGACCCUCAUAUCCGCCUUGCAAGCUUCGUACGGCGCGAACCGUCUUUCGAGGAUUGUCGUAGAUGAGGCGCACUGUUGCUCCCAAAUGGGUCACGACUUCCGCCCUGACUACAAGCAGUUGUCCAAGCUUCGAAAGCUCUGGCCAACAGUGCCUAUCAUGGCUUUGAGUGCUACUCUGGGCCCGAAAGUGCUGGAGGAUGUACGACAAAUUUUGGGCUUGGGCCCAAUGACACCGUUCAAAAGUGCGAGACCAGGCGAGACUGUCUACUUCAGCGCGCCUCUACACCGAGCAAACUUGCACUACAGCGUCGUUGCCAAGGAUAGCUCAGCGCCUAGAGCUGCACAGCAGGUUGUUGAUUGGAUUCUCGAAAGGCACGAGGCCCACAGCGGGAUCGUCUACUGCCUGAGUCGAAAAGAUAGCGAGACAAUGUCGAAGAAUCUUUCAGAGCUCAGUGAAGGUCGAAUCAGAGCUUCGUGGUACCACGCCGAUCUGGACGAUGCCUCCAAGAUGCGGAUUCACGAGCGAUGGCGCAGUGGAAAAGUACACGUGGUGUGCGCAACCAUCGCGUUCGGCAUGGGCAUCGAUUUGGGAAGAGUGCGGUACGUGAUUCAUGCAAGUCCCAGUAAGUCGCUAGAUGGGUACUUGCAAGAGUCAGGGCGCGCCGGCAGGGAUGGCAAGGAUUCGGAUUGCGUGCUUUUCUAUCGCCCCCAAGAUACGCUUCGCAUAGCAGGCUUGGUGACUGGCGACCGCAACGGCAUUGAGAAGCUCGACAGCAUGGUAAAUUAUGCACAAAGCUACAAGUGCCGCAAGGUCCUGUUCGGAAAGUACUUUAGGGACUCCUACGGCACGUCCGAUCUCUGCGGUGUCUGUGAUAACUGUAUACAGCCUCCCGAGGUGGCGGACGUGACAGUUGAAAGCUGGCAGCUGUUGACUGCGCUGGAAGAAAUGUACGAAGAGGGAGGUCGCCUAACGCUGGCCGACCUUUGCAACGUUGCGCGCGGCCUGGGAAAUGGCCAAUACACAGUUGUGGAGCGCAAGACCGCUUCUGGAAAGCGCAAAAGAAGAGCAUCACAAAGUAAAGGGCGUAGUGGUGUCUUCAGUGUGGAAGACAUUGGUGGCAAGGUGUCUCUCAGCAAAGAGAACGCGGAGCGGGUGGCAAUGCACCUGUGCUCGAACUUUUGGAUGGCAUACGAGUACAAUGCGACAGCAUACUCCGUCAACGUCUAUGUGAAGCCCGGACCGCUGGCCUCACGAUUGACACGGCUCGAUCUCGAACGUGUUCGUGCGGGCGAAGCGGACGCUCGCAUCGAGGUUGCUUUGGCCGGCAAAAACUCACCUUCAAAGCCGCGGAAAGCAGGCGAAUCCGGCGCGCCAAGACACGAGAUCACGAAAGCAAUUCGCGGACGCUUCAAAUCCCAGAAGGAAGGAGGGGGCGCAGAGGAAGAAGUGGAGCGAGACGAGGAGGAGUGGGAGGAUGGUGUUGCCAUGUCCGAAGUGGCUGCUCCUCGCAAACGACGACAAAAUUCGAGGCUUGCUGCAGCUAAGCACGAGAGCGAGUCGGACACGCACGAUGCUGGAGAUGACGACGAUUGGGAAGUCUCACGAUCUGGACGCACUGAAAGUCGCUUUUCGAUGCUUGGCAUGUCGGGCAAAGCAAGCUCUCCGAUCGAGCUCGACUCGGACUAGAUCCAAUCGGACACACAGAGAAGUGCAUCCCUUUACAAUCAAAUUCAUCACCUGCCUUACCGUGGUGGAUUGCACCAGGGUAGAACGUUUGAUGUGCACCACGUGCCAAAUGCGCUUCGAGUAUCCCGCGAGAGAUGGAUGGGAUGACGAAUGCAUCAUUGCAGAGAGCCAACCAGUGACUUGUGUGAUGAGCUCGAUAUGUGA
Molecule: messenger RNA, 2741 nt
Organism: Ceraceosorus guamensis
Lineage: Eukaryota; Fungi; Basidiomycota; Exobasidiomycetes; Ceraceosorales; Ceraceosoraceae
Product: ATP-dependent DNA helicase
Exons: 10
Coding region: 240-2537 (765 amino acids)
Biological process (GO): double-strand break repair via homologous recombination
Cellular component (GO): cytoplasm; chromosome
Molecular function (GO): 3'-5' DNA helicase activity; nucleic acid binding; four-way junction helicase activity
Source: RefSeq, a predicted model, not a curated record